AUGGACUUAGUUCGGGGCAAGGGACGGGGGCUGAUCAUACUGCUUCACGGCCCGCCAGGGGUUGGUAAAACGAGCACUGCGGAAACCAUCGCGGCGUACAGCAGGCGGCCUCUAUAUCCGUUGACAUGCGGAGACAUUGGCUUGACACCGGAACAGGUCGAGUUUAACCUAAACUAUCACUUCGGUCUCGCCAGCCAGUGGGGGUGCAUCAUGCUGAAUGACGAGGCCGACGUGUUCCUGAUGAAACGAGAUUGGCGGGACAUUAAUCGGAACGCAUUGGUUUCAUUGUUUUUGCGCGUCCUUGAGUACUACUCUGGCAUUUUGCCCCUCACGACAAACAGAACCGGUGUCAUUGAUGAAGCCUUCAAGUCUCGGAUGCAUCUGUACCUCAGAUACCCCUCCAUCGACCUUGACUCUACCAAGAAGAUCUGGGACAGGUUGCUGGACCGCAUCAUGCGCGACAACAAGGAAAGCGAUGUCAAGAUCGAUCUGGAACAAUUCUACUCUCAACCCGACUGGGAGAUAAAUAUACCCCUGAUAAGAGAGCAGAAUAUCGAUGUCUCAAAACUGAGCAGAGCCACCAGAUAA
This is a messenger RNA of Ilyonectria robusta, 588 nucleotides long. Its product is annotated as P-loop containing nucleoside triphosphate hydrolase protein. Gene Ontology annotation, molecular function: ATP binding; ATP hydrolysis activity. NCBI's taxonomy places the organism in Eukaryota, Fungi, Ascomycota, Sordariomycetes, Hypocreales, Nectriaceae. The coding region runs from base 1 to 588 and encodes 195 amino acids. The record is from RefSeq and is a predicted model, not a curated record. The transcript is spliced from 3 exons.